This is a messenger RNA of Halteromyces radiatus, 707 nucleotides long. RefSeq lists its product as uncharacterized. The record is from RefSeq and is a predicted model, not a curated record. Lineage: Eukaryota; Fungi; Mucoromycota; Mucoromycetes; Mucorales; Cunninghamellaceae. The transcript is spliced from 3 exons. Bases 1 to 543 code for a protein of 180 amino acids.
AUGAAAAAGUUAGCCUAUUUAUUUUAUACGCUCUUCGUGAAGCUAGAGAAUGGCUUCGUCAGUUUUUGGGUGUUGAUGGCAUUCAAGAUUACUAUCAAGACUGUGGAACAGUGGGAAUUACGAACAUCGCUCCAGUCAAACCUGUAUUUUUUUGCUUCUAAAAGGUGCACCUCCCAACACUGUAUGAACCAAAUGGCGUUGUUAGGCUAUCAAGGAAGACAUCGCCAGUGGAACCAGGAUGUUAUGGCAUGCCUAAACAUGAGAAAAAUCCUUCUGCAUCACAGACAAGGACAUGUGAUACACAAUGUCCUUGGUGCUUCCCUCUGUAUCAAUCCCAACUGCUUCUCAGUCAAGUAUGAUUGUGCUAGUCAAGGCGGAGUAAAAAUGGCUGCCGUUUCUAUCUCCUUGGCUGGUAUCUCUGCAAUAUACAAUGGAUCUCCAAUCAAGCCCUUUAAUCCAAACCUCGGCAAGAAAGCUGAAUAUCUUUUACACCAACGAUAUCCUCUGGAGGAUCAGCAGUAUGGGAACAUGGAAAAUCUGUGAACAACAUUGUUUAUUACGUAUAAUACUUUUAGUCAUUUUCUUCAUCAUUGAUAUCAAAAAAUAAAAACAGUUCUAUUUGAUACUAUACGAUAUACCCGAUUAUAUAGCAUGUUGAUCAUUUUAAUAAAAAAAAAAGAAUAAUAAAGUAUAAUAAUACUAACGUG